AUGGUGUCAAUUCUGAAAAGACUCAAUUCAACUCUUAGGACCCAGCUAUUUAUCAACAACCAAUGGGUAAAUUCAAAGUCACAACAGACCUUCAAGACCAUAAAUCCUGCCACUGAAGAGGUUAUUGCUGAAGUCCAGCAGGCAAACGAAGAAGACGUCGAUAUUGCUGUAAAAGCAGCCAGAAAAGCCCUUGAAAAAGGAGUAUGGUCAAGAUUGAGUGGAAGAGAACGAGGAGAACUCCUCUACAGUUUAAGCAAAUUAAUAUCUGCUAACUUUGAAGAGCUAGCAGCUUUAGAAGUAAUGGAUUCCGGCAAGCCAAUUUCUGAUAUAAGAAACGGUGACUUGCCUUUUACAAUUGAUACUUAUAAGUAUAACGCUGGCCUGGCUAAUAAUAUAAAAGGAAAAUCAAUCCCUAUCUCAGGCCCUUUUACAUGCUAUACAAGAUAUGAGCCAGUUGGGGUAUGUGCCCAGAUCAUCCCAUGGAAUUACCCAAUCCUUAUGCAAGCUUGGAAAAUGGCUCCAGCACUAGCUGCUGGAUGCACCCUUAUUUUAAAGCCUGCAGAACAAACACCUCUAUCAGCCUUAAAACUAGGAGAACUUAUAAUUAAAGCUGGCUUCCCACCUGGUGUUGUCAAUAUUUUGCCUGGAUUCGGAGAUGCUGGAAAAGCACUAACCUUGCACCCUGAGGUGGAUAAAAUCGCCUUUACUGGGUCAACAGAAGUAGGCUUAGAAGUUCAAAAAAAUGCAGGGACUAAUGGGCUUAAGAGGGUUACAUUAGAAUGUGGAGGGAAAAGCCCACAUAUUAUUUUUGAUGACUGUGACCUAGAAAAUGCUGUAUCUUGUGCCCAUUUUGGAGCUUUUGGGAAUAUGGGGCAGAACUGUGUAGCUGGUAGCAGGGUUUAUGUCCACUCAAAAAUCUAUAAAAAGUUUAUUGAUAAAACCAUUGAAGCCGCCAAAGCUAGAAAAAUUGGAGACCCAAUGGACCCAGAAACCCAGCAUGGACCACAAGUAGACAAAGCCCAAAUGGAAAAAAUCCUGGGGUAUAUCGAAAAAGGGAAAAGUGAAGGAGCCAAGCUGGUGCUUGGAGGCAAUAGAUGGGGAGAUAAAGGCUAUUUUGUGGAGCCUACUAUAUUUAUUGAUGUGAAAGAUAAAAUGACGAUUGCUAAAGAAGAGAUUUUUGGGCCUGUGAUGAGCAUUUUGAAGUUUAAGGAUAUUGAUGAUGUAAUUGAAAGGGCAAAUAACUCGCCUUAUGGGCUGGGGGCUGGAGUACAAACGCAGGAUAUUGAUAAAGCACUAAAAGUUACUAAUGGAAUUAGGACUGGAAGUGUAUAUGUCAACUGCUAUGACUUAGAAAUAGAAAACGUACCCUUUGGAGGGUAUAAGCAGUCAGGUGUAGGGCGUGAGCUGGGAGAAGAAGGACUUUAUAACUAUCUUGAAGCCAAGACAGUACUUCUCAAGAACGUAAAUGAAAUGAUACAUGAUGAUCCAGAUCAGAAAUAA
Messenger RNA from Blepharisma stoltei, 1500 nucleotides. Lineage: Eukaryota; Ciliophora; Heterotrichea; Heterotrichida; Blepharismidae. The record is from the annotation of a GenBank genome assembly.